CAUUUGCUAAAAUCGAAGCUCUGUCAUCGCAUCUUCAAAUCUAAAGAAAAGAAAAGAAAGGAAACCCACUAUAAUGUGUGUGCCUUUAGCCUUAUUUUGCUCUUCACUCAUUGCAAUGUGUUAAGUCUCUCAUGUAAGAGAGAAAAAAAAAAAAAAAAAGAAAGAUCCUUAAUUGGACAAAAUCCAAUACUUUAAACCAGCUAGGAGCUAGCUGUUUUGUUUAUGUUGUCCCUCUUUUCUCUUCUUUUUCUUUUCUUUCCGUCUCUUUCAUCUUCAAUCAUUCUAGAUUGGAGGGAAUAAAAUAAAGUGUAACUAAGGCCCAAAAAAAAGGGCAUUGCUUUGUGUAAGCAAAAGGGUCAGUUGUUCAAUUUUUUUGGCCAUGGAUUCAAACUCCAAGUUUCCUGUAAUGUGGAAUUAUUGGUUGGUUGUUCUGUUAGCUUCCUGGGUUUGUUCAGUUUCUUCUACUGUUUCCUAUGACAGUAAAGCUAUCACCAUUAAUGGCCAAAGAAGGAUCCUCAUUUCUGGAUCCAUUCACUACCCAAGAAGCUCACCUGAGAUGUGGCCAGAUCUCAUACAGAAAGCUAAAGAAGGAGGGCUGGAUGUGAUCCAGACAUAUGUUUUUUGGAAUGGCCAUGAGCCUGCUCCUGGCAAAUAUUAUUUCGAAGGCAACUACGAUUUGGUCAAAUUUAUUAAGCUGGUGAAGCAAGCAGGCCUCUAUGUUCACCUGAGGAUUGGUCCUUAUGUCUGUGCUGAGUGGAACUUUGGAGGUUUUCCUGUGUGGCUCAAGUACAUUCCCGGUAUCAAUUUCAGAACAAACAAUGGGCCUUUCAAGGCUCAAAUGCGAAGAUUUACAAAAAUGAUUGUGAAUAUGAUGAAAGCAGAAAGGUUAUUCGAGUCUCAAGGAGGUCCUAUUAUUCUAUCUCAGAUUGAAAAUGAAUACGGGCCGGUGGAAUAUGAAAUCGGAGAACCUGGUAAAGCUUACACCGACUGGGCAGCUAAAAUGGCUGUGAGACUAGGCACUGGUGUCCCAUGGGUCAUGUGCAAGCAAGAUGAUGCACCCGAUCCUAUUAUUAACACCUGCAAUGGUUUCUACUGCGACUACUUUUCGCCUAACAAGGCCUACAAACCAAAGAUGUGGACUGAAGCCUGGACAGGCUGGUUUACUGAGUUUGGGGGGGCAGUUCCUUAUAGACCCGCUGAAGACAUGGCAUUUUCAGUUGCAAGGUUUAUACAGACAGGAGGAUCGUUCAUUAAUUAUUAUAUGUAUCAUGGAGGAACAAAUUUUGGCCGAACUGCUGGGGGUCCUUUCAUUGCUACCAGCUAUGAUUAUGAUGCUCCUCUUGAUGAAUACGGACUAUUGAGGCAACCCAAGUGGGGCCAUUUGAAAGAUUUGCAUCGAGCGAUAAAGCUCUGUGAAUCAGCAUUAGUAUCUGGAGAUCCCACAGUGAUGCAACUUGGAGUCCAUCAGGAGGCUCAUGUAUUCAACUAUAAAUCUGGAGGUUGUGCUGCUUUCCUUGCAAAUUAUGACCCUAAAUCAUUUGCAAAAGUUGCCUUUAGGGACAUGAACUACAACCUGCCACCUUGGUCUAUCAGCAUUCUUCCUGACUGCAAGAAUACUGUGUAUAACACUGCAAGGGUUGGUGCCCAAAUUGCACGGAAGAAAAUGGUCCCUGUUCCGCUGCAUGGGGGAUUCUCUUGGCAGGCAUAUAGUGAAGAGACAGCUUCUGAUGCUGACAGUUCGUUCACAAUGGUUGGGCUGUUGGAGCAGAUAAAUACAACCCGAGAUGCGACUGAUUAUUUGUGGUACACAACAGACAUUGAGAUUGAUCCCGAUGAAGAAUUCUUCAGGAAUGGAAAAUCUCCCAUUCUUACCAUCUUAUCAGCUGGCCAUGCUUUGCAUGUUUUUGUCAAUGGGCAACUAUCAGGAAGUUCUUAUGGAAGUCUAGAAUUCCCGAAACUAACAUUCAGCCAAGGUGUAAAUAUGAGAGCUGGUAUCAAUAAAAUUGCACUUCUAAGCAUUGCUGUUGGUCUUCCGAACGUUGGUCCACAUUUUGAGACAUGGAAUGCCGGUGUUCUUGGCCCGGUUACACUGAAUGGCCUCAAUGAGGGAAGGAGAGAUCUCUCGUGGCAGAAAUGGUCUUACAAGAUUGGCCUUAAGGGGGAAGCAUUGAAUCUUCAUUCUCUAAGUGGUAGUUCAUCUGUGGAGUGGGCAGAAGGGUCGUUAGUGGCACAAAGGCAGCCACUGACAUGGUACAAAACAACUUUCAAUGCUCCAACUGGAAAUGCUCCAUUGGCUUUAGAUAUGCGGAGUAUGGGAAAAGGUCAGAUUUGGAUAAAUGGACAGAGCAUUGGACGCCACUGGCCAGCAUAUAAAGCAUCUGGAAAUUGCAGUGUCUGUAAUUAUGCUGGAACUUAUGAUGAGUACAAAUGUAGAACUAAUUGUGGGGAGGCAUCUCAAAGAUGGUAUCAUGUUCCUCGUUCAUGGCUCAACCCAACAGGGAAUUUGUUGGUUGUGAUUGAGGAAUGGGGUGGUGACCCCAAUGCGAUUUCUUUGGUUCACAGAGAAACCGACAGUGUUUGUGCCGAUAUCUAUGAGUGGCAACCAACCCUAAUGAAUUACCAGAUGCACGCCUCUGGUAAAGCUGACAAACCCCUAAGGCCAAAAGUCCAUUUAGAGUGUGACAUGGGGCAGAAAAUCUCGGCGGUAAAGUUUGCGAGCUUUGGAACACCAGAAGGGGUCUGCGGAAGCUACCGCGAAGGAAGCUGUCAUGCUUAUCACUCUUAUGACGCUUUUAAUAGGCUGUGUGUUGGGCAAAACUUCUGCUCAGUGACAGUAGCACCCGAAAUGUUCGGAGGAGACCCGUGUCCUAAUGUAAUGAAGAAACUCUCUGUAGAGGUCAUUUGCAGCUGAUGGAACACAUCAGAAGUACAUGAAACAAACAUGGUCUAUCAAUUCUCUCAAAUCCAGCAUGUCAUUCAGCUUUUUCAGGGUGAAGUUGUACAAAUACACAGCACGCCACGUGGAAAAAGCUGGGUUUAGAUCGCAAAAAUUGAUUGCAGAUAAGCUCUAUGUAUAUAUAUACAAUGUUUAUUCCUGCAUGAUAUACAGAAUUCGGAGAAAGCAUGUCGCGGUGUUCACGGAGUCUGUAUCCAACUGUUAAGUUGUUUAGGACAUGAAAAGAAAAGCCACUAGUUUCUAUCUAGUAAAUUUGUAUUGCCUUUUGUAAUCCAUUUUAAUUUCCUGGGAAGCGAAUCUCAAGUUGGCUCAUUCCUAAAUUCUUGUAAGAAUAGAUUGAGAAGAUUAUAAAAUCAGAGUUAUUUCAUAUUGUCUCAA
Messenger RNA from Gossypium arboreum, 3334 nucleotides. Its product is annotated as beta-galactosidase 1-like. The coding region runs from base 380 to 2911 and encodes 843 amino acids. The record is from RefSeq and is a predicted model, not a curated record. NCBI's taxonomy places the organism in Eukaryota, Viridiplantae, Streptophyta, Magnoliopsida, Malvales, Malvaceae. Gene Ontology annotation, biological process: carbohydrate metabolic process. The transcript is spliced from 19 exons. Gene Ontology annotation, cellular component: vacuole; cell wall. Gene Ontology annotation, molecular function: carbohydrate binding; beta-galactosidase activity.